AACCUGAAGAUGUGCCUGCGCAUCGUGCACGUGCAUCCGUCACGCGUCGCGAGCUCUCGGAAAUUCGUUUAGUUUGUCCCCCGAGCCGGUGCCACGCGUACCUGUACGACGAACGAGAUCGACACGACGCGCUGUGACUAUGAAAACAUGAAAACUUUGUGAUGCGUUCCAAAUAAUUUAAAUUAAAUUAACAAAAAUAGUGUUUGCACGAGUUUCUGUCCUGAAAAAUAUUGUAGACCCGGCGGCUCGCGCGGAUGUGUGUGCGGCCCGCCAGCUGAGCCCCGGCGCCUCGCGCGGAUGCGUGUGCGGCCCGCCAGCUGAGCCCCGGCGCCAUGGCGGGCGCGGCGGUGCGCGCGCUGCUCGUCGCGGUCGCGCUGGCCGCCCUGGCCCGCGCCGGCGCCGCGCGCUUCGGCGACCGCCUGGCGCCGCGCGUGCCCGCCUACUCGCCGCGCAGCGCGCCCUCCGCCGCGCACUACAUCGACAGCGAGGACGAGGAGCCCUACGAGCGGGACUACGACGCGCCGCCCGAGCGAGAGGUCCCGCAGCCCCGCCGCCCCACGCGCACUGAAGCUCAUCGGCUGGAGAUGAGCACGGAAUAUUUUGUGAUACCGGAGCGCCCUUCGCCUGCGCCGACGCCCUCGUCGACUUCACGGGUCGUCACUGCGUCGACGUUUCGACCGACUAAUACGACGCGCCCUCAAAUAGUCAUGCCCACGUUGAGGAUCCUAAGGACAGAAUCGUGGGCGGUGCCGACGCUGGCCUUGGCUUGCGUGAGCAUGAUAGUGAUCGGAGGGUUCGAGGGCUUCAUCGUGUGGGGAGCGAGCCGCAAGGCGCCGAGUCAACGGCAUCUUCUCCUCGGGCAGUGUCUGCUGUUCGGGCUGUUCACAUGCGCGGCCACCGCGGCGCUGUUCACCGCCGCUCCGACGUCGUUCACGUGCGGGGCGGUGCGCUUCGGGACCGGAGUCGCCUAUGUGAUCGUGUUCGCGUCGCUGCUCGUGAAAUGUGUUUUCUUAUUGAGCUUGAACGGUGGCGUGUACUUGCCGGCGGCGUAUCAAGGACUGUUGUUGUUUUUCGCAGUGAUGAUACAAGUGGCUAUAGGCGCGCAGUGGCUAGGCGGCUCGCCGCCGCGGGUCGCGGUCGGCGCUACGAAGUGCGACUCCCCUCUGUCCGACCUGCUGAUGUCGCUGUGCUACGCGGCGUUUCUGAUCGUGGUGGUCUGCGGCGUGGCGCUGCGGUCGCGCGGGAUACGCGACAACUACCGCGAGGCCACGCACAUCGCGGGCGCGGGCGGCGCCACGGCCGCCGUGUGGGUGUGCUGGGUGUCGGCCGCGCUGGGCGCGCCGGAGCAGCACCGCGAGGCGUGCGUGGCGGCCGGGCUGCUGGCCACGUGCGCCGCGGUGUUCGCGCUGAUGUUCGCGCCCAAGGGCCGGCGGCUGGCGGCGCUGGGCCGCGAGGGCCGCUGGGACGCGGACCGCGAGGAGGGCCUCAGCUCGAUAGGCGUGGGCGGCUCCGGCUACUCGCCUUCUUUCUUCCACUUCAAACCGGUCAAGUACGGGAUGGUGUCGGCCGCGGCGCCCGCCCCGCCCGCCGUGCUCGACCGCAAGGAGCCCUCCGCUCAGCCAGCCGAUCUGUACGGCGGCAUGUUCGGCUCGCACGCGCACGCUCGCCCCCUGUGUCCGCCGCACUACCCCCUGCACCCUCUAACGCAUUACCACUACAACUAUCCGCCCUAUCACUAUCUUCUGCCGCCAGGCGUGAUGAUGCAUCCAGAAGAGGGCAACGUGUACACGAGCGUGGAGCCCACCUUCAGCAGCAACCCCAACGUCUACUUCCAACGCACGGAGCCGUUGCACGUCGGCAUGAUGUACUGAGCCCCUGGCAAACCAGCGUUCCAGCGCGAACAGUGAGAUUUGACAGUGCAACCGCUAGUCACCACGGAAACUAUCUCAUCUACAAACUACAACCAUACAAAUCCAAUAACCAUAAAAAUAAUAGGCUACUUGCCUCAUUUGUAAACAGUGUUUAAACUGAAUUAUGGAAGUAUUAUAAGCUAUAUUUUAUUUUGUCCCGGCAAUAAUAACCAGUAAAAAAUUUCAUAUAAAUGAAAAAAUAUCUACGUAAAAUUUUUGCCGCCGAAAUACAGCACAUUAGCAAGUGACGUCAUUCGUAGAGAUAACAGCGUGAUUGGCGUUUGCAGUGAUGUGAUUAUAUCACGUCACCGCAAGCGCCAAUCACAAACCGAUGCCUUGUAGCGAAUGACGGUACAGUUUAUGAUUGGCGUUUGCGGUGCCGUGAUUAUUUUUUUUUUUUUAAUAUUACAAUUACAUGAUUAUUUUCACCAUCUAAACUGCCUCUAAGCAAAAAAUCUUCUUAGUUUUGUACAGCAGAGUAGCCUAUUGCAAGGCAAUAGAUAUGACUUGUACCAGUAGUGUAUAAUUAUAGUUGGGGAUUUUGGAUCAAGAAAUCACAAGGGAUUCUAGAUAAUAGAGCAAAGCGAGAUCGAUCCAUAUCGGACGAGAUGAUCGAGCGAGAUCGAACCACUCACUGUUCGAUUGUUUAUUUAUUUGUUUGCAUUGAAUAGCCUUCAAAACUACAGAACCGAUUUGAAAAAUUCUUUUACUGUUAGGCAGCUACACUGUCCCCGAGUGCUAUGGGCUAUAUUUUAUCCCCCUAUUUCUACGGGAACGGGAACCACGCGGGUAAAUAUUAUGUAAUGUACGAGUAAAAUAUACCAUUGCUUGAACAAUAAAUGAAUUGAUUGAUUUUGAUCCAGUAUCCCCAAUUAUACACUACUUGUACCUAGAUACGUGUGAACUUAUUUAGGUGGUAGGGACUACUGCCAGAGUAAUAAUCUUAAUAUCAAGGCAAUAGAAAUUACUUGUAUGCUUGAAUUGAAUCUGUCUCUAUUAAAGCCAACUUUUGAUCGAAUUUUGUUAAUACAAACAAAUUAAAAAUUAUUACAAAUCGCAAGUUAUUUUACACCCAAUAAUAUUUUGUAACCCAACAAAUUGUGUAUCCAAGAACCAUCUCAAUCACAUUUCCUUUCUUUUUUAUCAACCCAAAUUCGGAUCACUGCUAAGCACGAGUCUCCUCUCCGAAUGAGAGGAGUUAGGUCAAAUAGUCCACCACGCUGGCCCAAUACGGGUUGGUAGACUUCACACACGCUGAGUACAGUGUGUUCUGUAAAUGUAUGUCAAAAAGUACAUUUACAGAACACACAAUUUUUAAUAGACUCCCAAGGUUCUAAGUUCCGUUGUAUGCUUGUUUUUCAACAAUCUUUUAUAACAACACUAAAUAUGAAAUUCAUGAGAGCCAUAGUCAGACCAUGUACACUUUUUUAUAUUAAUUGAAAAUAAUGUAUAAAUGUUAUUUUUUAAACUUAAUUUAUAUUUUCUUAAUUAUCACAAUGUUAUUAUUUUAUCAAUUAUUAUUACUAAUAAUAUUAUUAUUAUUAACAUCUGAAAUUACAACUUUUUUUGCAGCAAUAUAAUUCAAUAACUUUAUUUUCAUUCUUAAAAAAUAUUUUGAAACUAAAUUAUGUGAUUUAAUUAGGUAUAUGUGACCCACCCUAAAUAAAAUGACGAGAACACUUUUUAAUUUUUAAAAAAUAUAAUAUUAAGGAUUUAGAUUUAAGGUAACUUAAGUUUAUAUUUCUGAAAGAUUGUAAAUAAAAAUGAAGACUGUCUAAG
Molecule: messenger RNA, 3689 nt
Organism: Bicyclus anynana (squinting bush brown)
Lineage: Eukaryota; Metazoa; Arthropoda; Insecta; Lepidoptera; Nymphalidae
Product: metabotropic glutamate receptor 6
Exons: 4
Coding region: 333-1871 (512 amino acids)
Biological process (GO): G protein-coupled glutamate receptor signaling pathway; regulation of synaptic transmission, glutamatergic
Cellular component (GO): membrane
Molecular function (GO): group II metabotropic glutamate receptor activity
Source: RefSeq, a predicted model, not a curated record